CUACACAACCAACGUGCACGCCUUGGUCCCAGGCUAGUGCAGACUGUGCUGGUGCGCUGCUGCCAGCUCCGAGCGCCCCACAGCUCUGAGCAAGUGGCAGCUUUGAGUCGCCUGGACAAAGAUGCCUCACCGCAGCCUGCGCGCGACUGUCGUCCUCCUGUUGGUGAUCCUUAAGAAGCAGCCUUCCAGCUCAGCCCCACUCAACGGAUCCAAGUGGACCUAUGUUGGUCCUGCUGGGGAAAAGAACUGGUCCAAGAAGUAUCCAUCAUGUGGAGGCCUCCUGCAGUCCCCGAUAGACCUACAUAGUGACAUCCUUCAAUAUGAUGCUAGCCUCGCACCCCUCCAGUUUCAAGGUUACAACGUGUCUGUUGAAAAGCUGUUGAACCUGACCAAUGAUGGCCAUUCAGUGAGACUGAACCUGAACUCAGACAUGUACAUCCAGGGCCUCCAGCCUCACCACUACAGAGCGGAGCAGCUGCACUUGCACUGGGGGAACCGCAAUGACCCCCAUGGCUCUGAACACACAGUGAGUGGGAAGCACUUUGCUGCCGAGCUGCACAUUGUCCAUUAUAACUCAGACCUGUACCCUGACUUCAGCACCGCCAGUGACAAGUCCGAAGGCCUCGCUGUCCUUGCUGUUCUUAUUGAGAUAGGCCCCGUCAAUCCAUCAUAUGACAAGAUCUUCAGUCAUCUUCAACAUGUUAAGUAUAAAGGCCAACAAGUGCUCAUCCCAGGCUUCAACAUUGAAGAACUUCUGCCCAAGAGCCCUGGCGAGUAUUACCGCUACGAAGGGUCCCUGACUACACCUCCUUGCUACCCUACCGUGCUCUGGACAGUUUUCCGAAACCCUGUGCAGAUUUCCCAGGAGCAGCUGCUGGCUUUGGAGACAGCUCUGUACUUCACACACAUGGAUGAUCCUACCCCCAGAGAAAUGGUCAACAACUUCCGGCAGGUCCAGAAGUUUGAUGAGAGGCUGGUGUAUAUCUCCUUCAGACAAGGACUGCUUACCGACACAGGACUGAGUUUGGGUAUCAUCCUUUCAGUGGCCCUGGCUGGCGUUCUCGGCAUCUCCAUUGUUGUGGCAGUGUCUAUUUGGCUCUUCAAAAGGAAGAAGAGCAAAAAAGGUGACAACAAGGGAGUCAUUUAUAAACCAGCCAUCAAGAAGGAGGCUGAGGUCCACGCCUGAGGUCCCUGGCAGUCUCAGACAUCCAAGGAAGGACCUUGCUUUGGAUACUCCAUCCUUUGGCUCUCUGGACACUUGAAAUACCUCCAGGUGUUCUCUUGAGCUCACCUGUAUCCCCUCCCCCGAGACUCUUGUGAGGUUCCAGCUGGACCUCCCCUGCUCUGCUAUCACAGUCACCCCAGGGUGACCAGUGAGUGGGAUGAACUGAACUAGGGGGCAGGAGUUUUGAGUGGAUUUCUCCAGCUGUGUGAGAUGGCUAAAGAUUCUGAGUUCUGGGUCAAAAACCUAACCUGCUGUGGGCCAUUGUGGUUUGGAAAACACUUCCAUCCUGGGUUCUUCCUGGUCCAUUUCCAGGGCCCUGAACAUUCUAGCUAUUCUCUGACCUUCCAGACUAGAACAUGCACCCUUUGCCUAGGUGACACUUUUGAAACUCAGCUUCAUUCCUCAGGGAGCAGUUGUCUUCCCUGGAUUUCCUUCUGCUCUGACAGACUGCUGGCAAGCCUGGCCUCACACCUACGGGGAAGAACUGAGACAGGAAGUAUGAAAUUAUCAGAAAGAAAGGACAACUAUAAUACACUAGGACAUUUUUACAGUCCCAUCUUUUGGGUUACAGACAUUGACCAAGCCUCACAGCGAGGCAGGCUCAAGUUUUAUUCCUUAGUGGGGAUGAAAGGGAGACAAAGAACAAGGGGAACAGAGGGAACGGGAAGGCAUGCAUUGUCCAGGAGUCUUCCUUUGUAGUCAGAACUGGAAUCAAGAUAUAAUGUGGGUGGGUAGGGGGAAUCCAUGUUAUGACUUACAUAGCCUCAAGAGGACGGUUACACUUUAUAUUCCACUCCAUUACUUGAAAAUGAAUUACUUCCUCUGUCCUGUAGUAGAUGUGAGCUCUGGAAUAAUCUACCCUGUUUUGAACCCAUGGGAAACAGACAAAAGCAGACUACUGGACAGCUUUGCUUCCUUUGCCCAAAUGUCAGUUCUACCUUGUCUGAUCUUCCGCCUGCCCGCCCAUUGUCAGGACUGUCUACUCCUCUGGCUGUGGAGAGGUCUAGUAAUGUAAAUAAUGUUUAGGUAAAGUGUAUUUUCAUACUAUCAAAGCAGGACGCUAUCUGUGUAGAGCUAAGCCUGGUCCUGGUUAUUUAAGUCCUGAAACCAAUAGAAUGUUUCUAAGAAUCUCCCUGUUCUUCCCCCUCAGUCCCAUGGUUUCUGGGAAUGCUUAAUCCCUUCUUCAUGUUCUUUCCAUAGAGGUGAGAACCCUGUGGAGAGCAGUCAGUUCCAUGGCUCAAAAGAAAUCUCAGCCACCAACCCCUAAUUGCUAGCUCCUUACAGUUCAUGGGGAGUUCUCUGACUUAGUCUCAUUUUGACAGCAUGGAAUGUCCUCUUGAAGAACAAGGUUUAUUUUUUUUUUCCUUCUUCUAUCCCUCCCUCCUUCUGACUUGAUAAAAAUCUCUUUUGCUAUCAGAAUGUUUCAUGGUGGCAGCCCUGUGUCUUUGUAGCAUAAUUCACUGGGCAAGGUUACAGGUGAUCAGAUGGGGGCUCAGCUGUGUGUGCAGUAUAUGUGCAUGCACACAAGACCUCUGACAGCCUUGGAGUCUGGGUGCCACCCUAGCCUUGGGACCAACAUGCCUGAUGGUGUCAUCACAGUAAGGACAAGCCUCAAGAAGAAGCAACACAAUUUAGGUGGCUUCCUGACCUUGGUCCAGGAUUGUCGGCCAGGAGCUAGCAUAAAGCAGUCCAGGGCAGCAAGACUGUCUUAAAGAAGUGUAUAUACUAGCAAGUUAUGUGAGAGUGCAACGUGGCCAUCAUAGCUGACACAAGAACUGGUCAGAAAAGGAGAGGUGCUAGGAGGCAAAAACAGUGGUGUUUCUCCUUCCCUCUUCCCCUUCAGCACGGUCCAAUUAUUCAGUCCUCGCUCAACCCUCAUGGCUGAGACAAAACAAAGCCAAGGAAGCAGAAAGAGUGCUCCGAGAAUCAGCGCUGUCUACCUUUAACUCCUGAAGAUGCAGAUUCAGAAUCAUUCUGUGAACACCUGGCCACCACUGAGGGAAACCAGUGCUGUGGUAUUUGAUGCACAGCUCGCCUUGCGCUCUUUAACUCUGCCAUGCGAGGUGCAAGGUGGGUUCCUAGGAGAGCCUGGAUGGGCACAGGGCUGGGCACAGGGCAGGUGGAGAUGACCAACACAAUGCAUGGGUGGGUGGGGACACGCACUGGGGACCCAAGGAAGGCACUGGCUUCUGCAAUGUUCCCUCUGCCUCUUAGAGUAGAACUUUAGUCUCUCUGUUCUUUUUUAGUAUCUAUCUUCUGUUAUAGUAAAUCCUAUAUCCAUGGCUUUAAUAGACAUUCUAAAAGUUGCUGCACUGACAGUCUUAAUAAUAUUUCUAUUCCUCUCCCUCUCAAUACUCUUUGAAGACCUCCUGAUUGGCCCUGAGGAAGUACCCAGGGUAACAGUAUCCCUGGGUCCCUGUCCCUCAGCCCAUAGGCCACUGUGAUAAUUGUCUGCUUAGCAUUUCCAUAUUUAUUGUACCAAUGAUUGUAAUGAAAACAUACACUGAAAGUUUAAGAGAUUAUAAUAAAAACGUUUUUCAC
Mus pahari (shrew mouse) is the source of this 3766-nucleotide messenger RNA. RefSeq names its product carbonic anhydrase 12 (gene Ca12). Lineage: Eukaryota; Metazoa; Chordata; Mammalia; Rodentia; Muridae. The transcript has 11 exons. The record is from RefSeq and is a predicted model, not a curated record. Gene Ontology annotation, molecular function: carbonate dehydratase activity; zinc ion binding. Gene Ontology annotation, cellular component: plasma membrane. The coding region runs from base 122 to 1186 and encodes 354 amino acids.